AUGGUAUAUUCCUGCGUAAAUGAACCUGUCCACUGCGAUCGGGCCGAGCUCAGGUCGUUGCUCCUCGCCCAGGACUACGACCCGCUGAACAGCGGCCGCAUCGGCCGGCGCCAGUUCCGGCGCGCCCUGGACUCCAUGGGGCUGGGUUCGAUUCUGUCGGACGCGGAGGCGGCCUGCGUGCUGCGCCACUACACGGACCCCAAUGAUGAUGAGCGCGUCUGCUGGCGCACCUUCGAGGACGACUGCGACCAGGCUGGCCACAAAAUAAGCUUAGACGUCUACAAUCAUGGUGAUUAUCGACAUGUUCUCCGCGAGGCAGUGUUCACGAUCAAGGAGUUGGAGAAGCACCCGGACGUGCGGCCAGGGGCGAUGGCAGCCGCGCUGGCGGAGCUGCCACCGCCGGGCUCUGCCACCGAGGGGCAGCUGGGCGGCCAGGAGCUGGACCUGGCGGAGGCCGCCUUGCUGAGGAUAAGGGCCGCUUGCAACCAACGCGCGGUGGACCUCAGGCCUAUCUUCGGGGAUUACGACCCCGCUGUGCGCAGCGCGCUGAGCCGCGCCGGCGUGCUGCCCCCCCCUCGGCAGCUGCGCGCCCUCGAGCUGCGAUACCUCGACGACUGCGGAUUCAACUUCUUCUCGCUACUAGGAGACUUGGAGGAGCAUCCUGAGGAGAGUGCGGUGGUGGGAAGGGCGCCUCCGCCGUCGAGCGCCCCCCCACCCUCCGCGCACCCUGACCACACUGACAUCGUCCAGAUCCUCGCCAAGAUCAAGGGAAAGGUACAGUUCGUGGACAAUUGCAGGGCAGGAUUUCGCAUCCAGCUUGGAGCGUCAUGU
Messenger RNA from Iphiclides podalirius (scarce swallowtail), 831 nucleotides. NCBI's taxonomy places the organism in Eukaryota, Metazoa, Arthropoda, Insecta, Lepidoptera, Papilionidae. The record is from the annotation of a GenBank genome assembly.